AUGACAGUCAACGCAGAAGAGGCAGCCAGCUCUGCUCGAACUUUGGCAUCGUUUUCCUUGAAGAAUAAAGUUUGCGCUGUGACAGGAGCUGCUCGAGGAUUAGGCUUUGAGUUCUGCAAAGCAUUCUUGAACUCGGGCUCUGUGACCCUCGCCCUUCUGGAUCUCAAAGUGGAAGAUCUGACUGCUGCGAAGGAGGAAUUGGAGCAGCACGCGACGAGCAGUGGCAUCAAACAAGUUGACAUCUUAGCCAUUGAGUGCAAUGUCUCCAACGAGGACCUUGUGAAGGUGGCUUUCGACAAGAUCGUGGAAGCAUUCGGUCGUGUCGAUGUCGUCGUCGCGUCGGCAGGUAUCGUGGAGAACUACUCUGCUCUAGAGUACCCAGCAGAUCGUGCCAAACUUCUGUUCGAUAUAAACGUUCAUGGGGUUUUCUUCACAGCUCGCCAGGCAGCAAGGUGUAUGAUGCCCAACCAGAGCGGAUCGAUCAUACUCAUCGGUAGCAUGAGCGCUAAUAUUGUAAAUACGCCGCAGCUUCAAACGCCCUAUAACGCCUCGAAGGCAGCGGUAAAACAUAUGGCGGCUAGUCUCGCGGUUGAAUGGGCAAAGCAUGGAAUCAGAGUUAAUUGCCUCAGCCCUGGUUACAUGUUGACAAAGCUGACCAGAACUAUACUGGAGGGGGAUCCGGAAUUGAAGAAAACCUGGGAGAGUCAAACGCCAAUGGGAAGGAUGGGUGACCCAGAAGACCUUGCGGGGCCGAUCGUCUUCAUGGCCAGCGAUGCUUCGAAAUUCAUGACCGGCUCGGAGAUUCGUGUCGACGGGGGUUAUACGUGUAUUUAA
Messenger RNA from Coprinopsis cinerea okayama7#130, 834 nucleotides. RefSeq lists its product as hypothetical. NCBI's taxonomy places the organism in Eukaryota, Fungi, Basidiomycota, Agaricomycetes, Agaricales, Psathyrellaceae. The transcript is spliced from 13 exons. Bases 1 to 834 code for a protein of 277 amino acids. The record is from RefSeq and is a predicted model, not a curated record. Gene Ontology annotation, molecular function: oxidoreductase activity, acting on NAD(P)H, oxygen as acceptor. Gene Ontology annotation, cellular component: intracellular anatomical structure.